Molecule: messenger RNA, 1092 nt
Organism: Platichthys flesus (European flounder)
Lineage: Eukaryota; Metazoa; Chordata; Actinopteri; Pleuronectiformes; Pleuronectidae
Gene: apobec2b
Product: apolipoprotein B mRNA editing enzyme, catalytic polypeptide-like 2b
Exons: 4
Coding region: 57-818 (253 amino acids)
Biological process (GO): cytidine to uridine editing
Cellular component (GO): nucleus; cytoplasm
Molecular function (GO): RNA binding; cytidine deaminase activity
Source: RefSeq, a predicted model, not a curated record
UCUCUCUGUCUCUGUCUCUCUCUCUAUCCAACACUGUCACCCACUCACGCAAAAUCAUGGCUGACAGAAACAGCCGAUUAAGUGUUAAGAAGGAAAAAGGAAAUGGGAAGGAAAAAAGUGUUAAAAGGCCUGAGAAAGUUGUGAAGAAUUCGGAGAACACCCCCGAGCAGCCGAAAAUGGAAGAAGAGAAGAGGAAUGGGGAAAGCGCAGGGGCCUCAGGAGCGGAGGUGGCCAGCACUGAGGAAAAAUCUGAGUUUCAGCCCAUAGAGCUGCCGCCGUUUGAGAUUGUCACAGGGGAGCUGAUGAGCCAGUUUUACUUCAAGUUUCAGUUCAGGAACGUGGAGUACUCAUCAGGGAGGAACAAAACCCUCCUGUGCUUCAGAGUGGACACAGCAGGAGGCAGCGUGGAGCCACUGAAAGGUUAUAUGGAGGAUGAACAUGCCACCUCUCAUGCUGAAGAAGCCUUCUUUCAGCAGGUGCUCCCUAACGCUUCACAGGAGUAUGAUGUUACAUGGUAUGUAUCAUCCAGUCCUUGCUUGGAUUGUGCAGCUAAGCUGGCCACCAUCCUUAAGCAGCGCAAAAAGCUGCGCCUCUGCAUAUUCUGCUCCCGUCUCUUUGAGUGGGAGGAGCCCGAGAUAGUAGAGGGGCUCCGAGCUCUGGUGAGCGCUGGCUGCAAACUGCGGAUGAUGAAGCCGUCCGACUUUGUGCACGUUUGGGAGACGUACGUGGACAAAGAUGAGGAGAGCUUUACACCCUGGGAGGACUGUCAGGAGAACUAUCUGUACUAUGUGGACAAACUGGCUGACAUCCUCAAGUAGAUGUGCACAAGAUCUCGCCACCGCCUUCUUGUGAAAUCACCACUUUUUGAACAUGUGUUUCUUGCAGUCACAUUUUAUGGUGCAAAUCAAUCCAUAUUAGUUUUAAUGAACUCUGGGGGCAACAUUUUGUAUUUUGUAUUUUAAUAAUUUUGUUGAAAGACACAAAAAUGCUUGAAUUUCUAGAUAAAUAUGUAUUGUAUACAGUUUCCAACCGGCAGAGCAAAAACAUUCACUGCUGAAUCAUUUAUUACAUUAAAUACGUUGUGACAUCUGG